Molecule: messenger RNA, 588 nt
Organism: Lathyrus oleraceus (garden pea)
Lineage: Eukaryota; Viridiplantae; Streptophyta; Magnoliopsida; Fabales; Fabaceae
Exons: 3
Coding region: 1-588 (195 amino acids)
Source: RefSeq, a predicted model, not a curated record
AUGGGAGAGCUAACAUAUUUCUUGGGAUUGCAAAUCAAUCAAGCUGAAGAAGGCACUUUCAUAAGUCAAACGAAAUACUGCUUAGAGCUUCACAAGAAGUUUGAUAUGAAAGAUUUAAAGAGUAUCUCAACACCUAUGGCCUCAAAUGCGCUUAUUGACAAAUAUGAGAGAGGAGUGGAUUUCGACAUAACCAAGUAUAGAGGUAUAAUAAGAUACUUACUCUAUUUAGCCGUCGGUAGGCUAGAUAUCAUGUUUAGUGUGUGCAUGUGUGUUAGAUAUGAAUCAUCACCUAAAGAGUCUCACUUUAAGAUUGUAAAACGUAUUUUAAGAUAUCUUAACAGCACCUCUCAUCACGGUCUUUGGUAUCCUAAAGAUAAUGCUUAUAGCUUAGUAGGUUUUUCUGAUUCCGAUUUUGCAGGGUGCAAGUUGGAUAGGAAAAUUACUAGUGUUAUAUGUUACUUAUUUGAUUAUGAUUUAAAACUUGGCCGCAUUCAGAUUAAGUUUGAUAGUACUAGUGCAAUAAGCUUCGCUAAGAAUUUGGUAGCUUGCAAGAUUGAGAUUGUUGUUACUGGCGCUGAUAAAUUCUAG